UAAACAUGUGACAUCAUCACCCAGCGCCUUUGUUGUUAGACGGUAGCAAGGCGACUCUUCAUCCCUUCAGCUAGCUAAAUCUGUCCGUUUUUCGUGAGGAAAAUCUACAUUUACAUUGAAAUGAUUCGUUUUAUGUUUUGACGGAUCUGAAUAAUCCCAAAGUGGGAUCCAUGUUUCACUAGGUCGAAGAAGCCAUUCGCCAUUAAAGAAGAAGUGUGACAGAUCGAGGAGAGUACACAUGUCGUCUGCUGCGGGGUCAGUGGAAAAUGCCUCCAUCAUUUCAGAGAGUGUGGCCCAUGAUGGAAACCGACUAUGGAUAGGCAACAUUGAUCCCAAAAUCACAGAGUAUCACUUGGUGAAGCUGCUGGAGAAGUUUGGCAACGUGAAGCAGUUUGAUUUCUUAUUUCAUAAAUCUGGGCCUUUGGAAGGACAACCACGAGGCUACUGCUUUGUAAACUUCAACACCAGAGAAGAGGCAGAAAGAGCCAUCCAGUGUUUAAAUGGAAAACUAGCUUUGUCCAAAAAGCUGGUUGUGCGUUGGGCGCACGCACAGGUGAGGAGGUUUGAAGGUUUCCGUAAUGAGAAGACGAUGCCUCCGAGCCUUGAACCGUCAUGUAGCGGGGUGGCAGAGGAAGGAGCCGUAACUGCAAACCACCUCAGUACGAGUGCAAAGAUCCGGGCCAUCGAGGCCAAGCUGCAGAUGAUGGACGAGAAUCCAGACGAUGACUACUCAGGCCCAUCGGCGUACGUUUACAAUAAACCACCAGAGAGGAAGCGCUGGGAGCCAUACUCAAAAUCCCACCACAGUAACCAGAGCAGGCCCUUCCGCAAGUUUAGGAGAUGACCCAUCAUUCUGGAGAACCCCCUACCCUCCUCUUUCCCUCCCUACCUACACACCUCUACCCCUAGCUACACACAAACAGACUCUACACUAGAUACUUUAAAGACGAUACACAUCCUGUCUGGGAUUUCAAAGUUUUGAAGUUGUUCGUAAUACUUUGACAAACGGGACUCUUUGGAGGUACUUGCAGCAAUCACGGACAAGAAUUUAAAGUGUUUUUUUUAGCCAUUUUGGGUUACAGCUAUUAUUUCGUUUUGACAAAUGCUGAACCUGACAGCUGUACAGGUUGGAUCCCCCUUAAAUCUAUCUGCUUCCUCACUUUUGCAGGGAUUUAUUGCAGGUGAAACGUAGAUCCAUAAGUCACAUGAUGCACAGCUGCAAAGAAAGAGAAAUUGUAUUAUUGAGGAGUCUAAAUACUGAUUCUCUUUUGUUUUUUUAUGUGUUUUUACGUUCAGAACACAUUAUUUAAACGUGAAAGAGAAUUUUUCUGUCUUUAUACGGGACUUUGGGAAAGAACACAGAUGUAACUCUUUAUCAUGGAGAUGAAACAAUAAGCCACAAGCCACUCAGCGACACUUACUGUAAGUUGCAGUUUUUUCUGUGUCAUGUUGUUUGCUCUAAAUAGUUUGACGUUUUUUUCCCUUGGAUCCAAUGUUUUAUACGACUCCAGUCUUUUUACUGACGUUUUGUGGUGUGUAGAGCUUUGGUAUUUCUUUUGUCACAAUCCCUUUAUUUUGAUUAAAGUCAAUUAAAUAUG
Messenger RNA from Notolabrus celidotus (New Zealand spotty), 1598 nucleotides. It is a transcript of the gene rbm18, whose product is annotated as RNA binding motif protein 18. The transcript is spliced from 6 exons. The coding region runs from base 239 to 844 and encodes 201 amino acids. Lineage: Eukaryota; Metazoa; Chordata; Actinopteri; Labriformes; Labridae. Gene Ontology annotation, molecular function: RNA binding. The record is from RefSeq and is a predicted model, not a curated record.